AUGGUAGCCGUGGAUGGCGGCAUCCCACCCAGAGGGGGCGUUGUGGCUCUCUGCAUCGAAGCGUGGGUCAAGUCGCCCGAGAGCUCGACAUCUCGAUACAGGGAUGCAGGAAUGGCCGAAACUCCUCCAGCUUCUGACACUGAGAGAAUUGCUCAUCCCCGCUGGUUGCCGCUCGACAGUGGGCAACUGGAUCCCCAACAACGCCCAAAGCAUCGAUACGGAAUUUCUUCGAAGCUGCCGCCUGCCCCUCAUCAUUUGGACGCUGUCAGCGCUGCCAAGCUGCAUCGAGACGAGGGGGUUGGGCUGCGCAUUCGUAUCCCAAGGGCAGGCGCUUUCGGCGUGCAAGGUGCCCGGAGACUACAUUUGUGUGGUAUUGCCACUCGCAGCUGGGCAAUUGGGCUGGGCAAAGCAUUGCUCGGCUGA
Ostreobium quekettii is the source of this 423-nucleotide messenger RNA. The record is from the annotation of a GenBank genome assembly. NCBI's taxonomy places the organism in Eukaryota, Viridiplantae, Chlorophyta, Ulvophyceae, Bryopsidales, Ostreobiaceae.